AUGAACGUCUCCGAUGCUGAACAAGCUGUCGACAGCGCCCGGCCUUCGCUCCGCGAGAAGUCGCGCUCCAGACAUUCAAGUAUAUCAAGUAUAUCCAGCAUAUCCACCCAUCCAGAUGCCGAAAAUGUUGGUGACCGUAUAACACGGACACAACAAUGCCGCAUCCUGGGCUCGACCUGUCUGAUGGCAUUUACGUUAGUAGGCCUCAACCAGGCCUUUGGGGUGUUCCAAGCACACUACGGACGAGAAGCGGCUGUCACGGAAGGCGUCCUCCUUCAGACCGAGCUAUCCAAACGCCCGUUGAUCUCGGCGAUAGGGUCGUUAGGAAAUGGAGGGCUCUUCGCCGCCUUUGGAGUGUUCUACUACCCGCAUCUUCCCCAAUUAGGAGGUCACGUUAGAUCUUUGUGCGGAUUAGGCACGGCGUUUGUUGUGAUCGGAUUCGCAACUGCAGUAGCCAGCCACAAGGUGAGUAAAGCUUCCCAACUGCUCUCGCAUCAGUCACUUACUAGGACGCAGUUGGCAACACUUGUUGCGUGUCAGGGACUCCUGGUCGGCCUUGGAACCGGCAUUCACAUCUAUCUUCUUGGGCCCAUAUUACCAGAGUACUUCCCACAGCGGAGCGGCCUCGCACAAGGUGUCAUGUUUGCAUGCGCGGCUCUAGGGAGCACGGUAUGGGUCUUCGCACUGACGGAGUUACUCAAGACGCUCGGUACGCGGUGGACACUAGGAAUUCUCGCCAUGUUCAGCUUCGCAGUCCUGUCCACUUCUAGUGCGCUCGCCCUUCCACCCCGAAAGUUCGAAAAACGGUCUACCGAUAUAGUCGGUUGGAAGGUCUUCAAGGAUCCGCUUUUCGCUUCACUCGCAGUCGCAAACCUAGUACAUCCGUUGACGAUGGCAAUACCCAUGGUGUUCGGGCCCGAGUUUGCUCAGUCCAUAGGAACAGGCAUCAUCCACGGGUCAUACCUUUUGGCCAUCAACACAGGAGUAGGGAUCCCAGGUAGGCUAUGCACCGGCUGGCUGUCAGACAAGAUUGGACAUCUGAACAUGCUCAUUGUUGCCACUGCGGUGUACGCCAUGGCAACGUGGGCGUUCUGGCUAUCUGCCGCAAUGAUGAGCAACGUGGGACUCUACAUUGGUAUGAGUGUCUGCCACGGGCUGAGCAACGGCGUCUUCAACGUCGUCAUCAACUCGGCGCAGAAGAUGCUGUUUGGCUCGGAGAUGUACUAUCCCAAGAGUGGUAUGAUGACCAGUAUACGCGGAGUCGGUUUUGUCAUCAGCGCACCGAUAGCAGGCGCGUUGGUGUCGAGAGUCGCCAAUGUAGACUUGCAAGGCAGAGACUUUGUGGGGGUGAUUGUUUAUACCGGGUCUUUGUUGACGAUCUCGCUGUUCUGUCUCUUGAACGUUCGAUGGUUGGAUGCGAAGAAGAACGGGUGGAAGCUGGUGCGUUAG
This is a messenger RNA of Alternaria hordeiaustralica, 1449 nucleotides long. RefSeq lists its product as uncharacterized. Gene Ontology annotation, cellular component: fungal-type vacuole membrane. The transcript has 2 exons. Gene Ontology annotation, molecular function: transmembrane transporter activity. Lineage: Eukaryota; Fungi; Ascomycota; Dothideomycetes; Pleosporales; Pleosporaceae. The record is from RefSeq and is a predicted model, not a curated record. The coding region runs from base 1 to 1449 and encodes 482 amino acids. Gene Ontology annotation, biological process: transmembrane transport.